This is a messenger RNA of Toxorhynchites rutilus septentrionalis, 2812 nucleotides long. RefSeq names its product suppressor APC domain-containing protein 2. Bases 1048 to 2580 code for a protein of 510 amino acids. The transcript has 2 exons. NCBI's taxonomy places the organism in Eukaryota, Metazoa, Arthropoda, Insecta, Diptera, Culicidae. The record is from RefSeq and is a predicted model, not a curated record.
UUGGCUGUGUUGGGAAACCAAACUGUCUGUCUACACAUAAACUAUACAAAACAAACCCACCAAAAGAGAGGGAAACACAAUAUGGUCGGUGUGGCUUUGCUGAGACUGCUCGUACCCACUUUGCUCACUCUCCAGUUUUUUUGUUAACCGGCACACCAACAUUAACUAGCGGAAUCAGGUAUACCUGUUGGCACAAAACAUGGAAUUGAAAAGCUGUCGUUUAGUAUAGUUUUGUGCAUAAAGUGAACCAGUCGGUCGGUAUCAGUCGCCGUUUGGUGGCGCGAUUGAACUCGUUUGGCCAGUGCGUGUCCGGUUUGUUGGUCAGUAUGCCUCCCCCCAAUUAGUGUUGCUUCCAAUUCAAACCGAAAUGAAGUGGUUUGCGUUGUUUCACGCCAUCGGAUGACCAUUUUUAUACAAUCGCGCAUCGUCGAGUGUCGUACGUACAAUUCGUGUCACUCUGGGGGUCGUAGAAGCAAUUUUCGAAUGAAAAAGUGGUACCGAAAGCAGCUGCAAUCGUUCAGUGAUUGUUAACGAAAUUGGGCUUUUUUGUGCUCUGUUAAUCCGGGGUAAGAGGGCAAUUAUGCAGUGCUGUUUUGGUAUUGUUUGCAAAUUCGUUCGGGCCUGAGACAACGUCGCUGGAGCAUCGAAAGGGUGCUUUUUGACACGGAUGCUACAGCCAAGAAACAGGAUCAACGGGAGGCUACCGCAGUUGGGAAGUGAUCAUUAACUGCAAAUCGUAUGCUGACUAAUCGAAGUGAAAACGCCCAUCGAUUGAAUUAAAGUUUUAUCGUUUGAUAGUAUUUCGAGUUCCAAUACAAGAUAGAUCAAUUCUGUGUUAUGCUAAUAAGUGCAAGUUACGAUAUAUGGUGUUACAAUUCGAAACUGGUAUUUCAUUGGAGUAUCUUGUCACAAGAAAAUACGAGUAAACAAGCAGUCUCUCGAGUGAAGGCACUAGAAAAAUGUGGUCAUAAUAUUCGGUUGUGCGUGGAUGUUUAAAUCCUAGUGCCAUACUCCGCGAUAGGUUAUUUGACCAAGAGUGAACGCGCGAUGGCGACAACAAAUCGUAAUCGGAAAAACAUUCUCACACUGAACGGUACCGGCGGACUGCAUCAUCAUCAUCAUCACCAGCCGCAGCUGGCACAACCACAGCAUCCGCUUCAGGAGGGCACCGGAGUGAGCCAAGUCGAGGGGCUCCCGAAGCCAUUUGUGUCCGCCAUGCGCACGCUGUUCGAUAUUAUGGACGACCAGAAAACUGGUUUCGUGAAGCUGGCGGAUAUCGAAGAUCGCUGGCAAGACGACGGCUCCAAGGGUCUGCCGAGGGGUGUAAUUGAUAGUUUGCGCAAGGUUACGCCCCCUACUGGGCUGCUUUCGUUCGAACGUUUCUGCAGCGGACUCAAAAUCUGCUUGCUUCGCAAUCAAACCGAAUUGAGUAGAACCAAUCGACUGGCUAAAGAUUCAGAAAAAUCACCCCUCUCUCCAGCGAAGCUCUCUGUGCGGCCUCCAUCGGCUCCGCUGUUGGAUUUGGACAUUUCCAAGCCCUCCUGGACUAGCAAUAGUGCUAACACUGCCACCGUUCGUCCAAACAACGCAAUGCCUGCGCAGAAAACUUUAAGUAUGCCACAGCUUAAUCCGGACAGCGAUUUGGAUCUCAUUCUCGAGUCACCACCAAUUAUACUGCCAGGAGCCUAUGGGCCACCUAAACCGCCUCGUGUGUCAUUAAAUCUCGAACGUGUCCAAACCAGUACCAACAUUGACAAAGCCGAAAUCCGCAAUGCCCUUCAAAACUGGCAAAUGUCGCUGCUCAUGAGCGAAACGGAUAAGUCCGAUAAGUGUAAUCUUCGCCUGGCCCGUGGAUCCGCCGAUGGUCAGAUUGACCUCUCGAAUACGAGUUCAUCGCCCUCUACUGGCAUGCAUUCGACCGGUUUGUAUCUGAAGAAGAGUGGAAGCGGCAGUGGCAGCAGCAGACGGCGGGAACCCAGGAGACACACUUUGCAAAACGGAAUCGAUUACAAUAUGCUCAAGCGGCUCAAGCAAAUCGAGCAGGAGAAGGACGUCCUGUUGCAGGGACUGACGGCGGUGGAGAAGGCCCGGGAUUGGUAUUUGAAGCAGCUGUCUAUUGUGCAGGAUAAAAUCAAAUAUCUGGGCCGAUGUGGAUCGCAUAUGGAAACAUGGUCCGAUGCCCACCAGGAAAGACUUGACCUACAACGAGCACGGGUGCUCGAGGUCAAUCGUCAUCUGAUGACCCUGGCAGAGAGCUGGGAACGAGGUGGCUUUCCAAUGCAUAUGAAUCUAGCCCUGCGUCCUCCUGGUGCCGUACCCUACCAUCACGUCCAGCCCCACGUUCAGCCUCAGUCUCAAGCGGCGGGCACCGUUGGCGGCAGUCAAUCACACCAAUCAACGGAAUCGGUCAAGCGUCUCAAACAACAGAAUGUCCAACUCUCGGAGGAGGUCAAUCAAAAGAACGAAAAGUUGUCACUGCUGGAGAGGGAAAAGUCCUCCCUGAUAAGAGAACUGCUCCAGCUUCAGCGAACCAACCGAGCCAGCAGUAUGACAUCCAAUACCGAAGAGAUGGUGUUUUGAGAGGAUUGAUCCCAGUUUGCCAUGUGGAUAUAAUCGUGGAUUGCCAUUACAGAUUUCGUACAUUGCUUUUCUGAGUUACAAUCGCGCUAGUCAGUAGCAGAUUAACAAUGAGGAAUAAUCGCGGAAUAAAUAUACGAGUAAUAAUCAGGAGUUCUUCCGAUGUGAUGCUAACGAAGUAUUCUGAGUGCAUUUUUAAUUUGUUUUCGCAAUAAAGAAUAAGUUUUAUAUGACA